Messenger RNA from Purpureocillium lilacinum, 810 nucleotides. The record is from RefSeq and is a predicted model, not a curated record. Lineage: Eukaryota; Fungi; Ascomycota; Sordariomycetes; Hypocreales; Ophiocordycipitaceae.
AUGUUCGCCGCCUUUCUGUCUAGGGACAUGACUUACUCCUGUCCUAUUUGGCGGACUGCCCCUUUUGAGGAGUCAAAUCGCAUGGUGGAAAGCUUAGAGGAUGCACAGCACCGAAAACUUCAACGCUUCAUCCGGGGAGCAAAACUGACGGCAUCGGAUCAUGUCCUGGAGAUCGGGACGGGCUGGGGCUCCUUUGCGAUUGAAGCGGUAAAGCAAACUGGCUGCCGUGUUACGUCCAUCACAUUGUCACGUAAACAGAAGGAGCUGGCGGAGAAAAGGAUCAAACUGGCCGGAGUGGCUCAUCGCGUUGAGGUAAAGUUGAUGGACUACCGUGACCUACCAACCCACUCAAAACCGUUCGAUAAGAUCAUUUCCAUAGAGAUGGUGGAAGCCGUCGGAAAGGCUCAUCUUGCAGAGUAUUUUGCCGGAAUUCAUAGGUUGCUCAAGCAAGACGAUGGCAUAGCAAUGCUUCAGUGCAUCACCAUACCAGAGGCUCUCUUCAUCGAUCAGUACAUUUUCCCUGGUGGCUACUUGCCGUCCAUUACAGAGUUGCUCAGCCACAUGACAACGCAGUCCAAAGGCACCUUGAUAGUGGAAUCUGUUGAGAACAUUGGAGCUCAUUACGCAAGGGCAUUGCGCCUAUGGAAGGAGAAGUUCAUCAUGGAGUUCGAUGACAAGAUCGCGACUACCAUAUUGUCUCAUGCUCCAACCACGUCCCAUGAGGCCACUGAGAUCUUCCGCCGGAAAUGGGAGGUACGUUACGUACUGUCUUUAUGCUAUAUGCCACGUCGCGACAAGUUUGCAUGGUAA